AUGCUUCUUCAUUCACGAAGGGCCGAGGAUUUUGCCCUAACAGGGUCGUUCGUUGUCAGGCCUAGUGUUGCCAAUGCGAUAGCGUUAACAAGUCAGCCAGGAACUGAAGCGGCCUGUGGUCUCACUGCUUUGCCGCAGGGCAAGAGUUGGCACGGCUGGAAAACAUGUCAGGCCAAUGCCAUGCCAACUAUUUAUGAAGUGAGUCGCAGAGGUGCGGGGGGUCCCGGGGUUAGCCAAUAG
Molecule: messenger RNA, 240 nt
Organism: Protopolystoma xenopodis
Lineage: Eukaryota; Metazoa; Platyhelminthes; Monogenea; Polystomatidea; Polystomatidae
Source: the annotation of a GenBank genome assembly